CUCCCCUCCCUCACUAGUCAUUUUGGUACAACCGGCUGUUUCGCUCUGACACAGGUGACGGGGAUUGUAAGAGUCGAAAUCGGUUAGUAGAACGGUAGUACCCAGUAGGGACACUUGGGGGUUGGGAUAACGUCGCUGGGGUAGUUACUCAGUGGUUGACAAGACAGUACUGUUGAUGCUGGACACUAUGAAUGAAGAAGAGCACUUUGUCAACAUUGACCUGAAUGAUGAGAACGUUUGCAGUAUUUGUAAACUUGAGACAGAGACAGAAACUCUCUCUUUUUGUCAUAUUUGCUUUGAGCUAAGCAUUGAAGGUAUUCCAAGAUCAAACUUGGUGCACACAAACUCUGUAAGGGGACACAAGGACUGCUUUGAAAAAUGUCACUUGAUAAUAAAUCAAGACCGCCCCCGAGCCAAAGUAUCCCAGAGUUCAUCUGGUGGAGUAAAAAGUGCUUUGAGCAAAAAGAUAAACUGGAUUAUUCAGUAUGCACAAAAUAAAGACUCUGACUCUGCUCAUGACUCUUCAAAGAAUGCUGGGAAAUCCCAACAACCACUGCUAAAUUACGGACAUGCAGCAGGUAGACAGUUUCUUCCUUCACUUGACUAUCAAGUUCCCAAGUACUCCUCUAGCUGGCCUUCAGGUUUCUCAGACUGUGCCCAAGGCGUAUUGGAUCAUCAUGGUUCUGGCAAAUAUAGUAUUGGCAUACUAAGUACUUCUGAUGCUGAACUCCAUGCAAAAAAUAUUUUGUGGGCUAGUGAAAACAAAUCUCAGAGAAAUCAACCUUCCACAGAGCAGUCCAAUACAGCAGUGAAAAAAAGGACGAUGUACCACAGCAAGGAAGAGUUGAUGACAAAGAGUGCUGCUGAGCUAAGGGACCUUGUUGAAAAACUUGUCACUGAAGUCCAGGAGGUCUUUGAGAAUCUAACUCAUGAGCUACAGAAGAAAGACUCCAUGGCAUCUGAACUACAUGUCCGGCACAUUGCCAUUGAACAGCUGUUUAAGAACUGCUCAAAGUUGCCAUGGCUACAGAUAGGACGUGCAGGAGUGAAACCGAGUGUCCCUGUCAACAAUGGAAACCAACCGCAGCUUAAGCCCUGAAUACUCAGGUUGUAGUUGCACAUAUUGCAAUAUGCCAGAAACAUUUAGGUCCUGUGUGGAUUGCUACUCCAAGAGCGUUGCUGUAGGCCUGGAUAUUUAAGUGCUUUCCAUUAGUCAAAAAAGAAACUUGGGAGUGUUGAAGCACAAGUGACCAUAUGGAAAUGUGUUCAGGUAUUCUAUGGUCAUUUGCCCGAGUGCAUGCAGAUGUGGUCACAGCCAGGCUUGCACAUUUGAGCUAUUGACUCCAUCUCUUUCUGAGACUGCACUACUAGAAAAGUUAAAGUACUUUCCUACAAGAGCUUGCCAUGUCAGUACACCAAAUAAAACUGCUAAAUGCUUUGUGAAAGCCUGCCAUGACUGAUAAGCAGUAGGUUUUGUCAGCAUUUGCUUUUCAUCUCUCUGUGUCACCCUCUGAGAUGUACAUACAGUACCACGUAUUCUUUCAAAACCUGCCAUAUCAGUGCCCAGUUGACAGAUAAACUGCAUUUCUUGUCAGUGUCUGGUAUGUCGGUAAAUAAAUGUUUAGCUUAAUUCCCACAGAGUGGUCCUAUGUCACAGGAGGAAAAACAGUAUUGAUGGAACAUGUUUUUCUAUUUAUUAUGAGCAAUAUUUUUUACUGGACUUUUUUGAUACUGGAGUAAAAAAGAUAACUUAUUUUGGAUACAUUUUCCCCAGACACUGUUUUUAAUUGGUGCAGAUUUUCUAUCUGUUCAUUUUUUGAGAUGUUGCAGUCUGUACUGGACAUCUGUCACUGUGCUGUUUGUUGUUAAAAGAUUUGAAAUUGCUUCUUUUGCAUGUUUUGUAUUUUUUUUUUCUUUAAAACUGUAAUUUUUGAGUUGUGUUCUGUUCAUGUGCAACAGUGAAGAUGCAUGACAUGUACAGGUAUGUAUGUUGAGUAGAUAUGGGGUUGUUUUCAAAAAUGUAUUUUCUCGCUGAACAGUUGUCUGUAUUUGCAGAUAUAUUUUUCCCUCUCCUCACUGAUAAUGUUGCUCUGUUUUACUACAGUUAUUGUCAGAAAUGAUAUAAUGUGUAUAGAUUUUGCUUAUUUUGAAUUGUAGACUUGACACAGUGGAACAGUGCUGUUACAUACAGAAAAUGUCAGCUGGUCUGGCCCAAAAAAAAUGGAAAUUAAGGGCCGUAAAUGUCUUACCAAAUAUCCGUUUGAGAAUAAGCAGAGGUUAGCAGAGUAAGAGCUAGGAGUAGGUAAAUUUCUGUGGUGUCCUGACCAGAUGUCCCUUAGUUGGUAUGCAUAUCACAUGAGGUCUUUCUUGAAACUAGACCAUGCUUAGUGGGACUUCCCCGUUCAUAGAAGUAAGUAAUAAUGCACAGUCUAAGAGGGCUGUCCUGUCCCAGAAUGUAGUGACCAAGGUCCUUGUGAUAUUGCAGACAAUGAUUGAGCAUUUUAAAGAGCAGUGCAUUGACAGGUUCUUCGGAUAUAGAACUGUGCACAUACAUAUCAUUAGUCAGAUGAUAAUGUUGUUUGUGUGGCAUUUCUAAAGGCUUGUAGCUCCACCUAGGCUCUCCAUUGGUUUUGUAGUGUGGAGUCCACAAGAGGAACACACUUCAUAUGUAACGUCACAUUAGAAGCAGUCUGUGAAAGCUAUAGUAUCUUCAGGUCUUUGGGAGACGAAUGUGCAGGGCAUUACUAGCUGGAACAGUUGAAUGUGCAAUAAAAAGAAGCAUUGCCAACUUGCAUACAAUAGGGAAGAAAGGUAAUUUAGGAUUGUUAACAUCUAAUAUAAGGGACCUUCCUUGAUGGGUCAGUGUUUGGUUCUUUCUCUUCACCACUUGCAUAUUGGCAUUUUUUUUGUAUGAGGUUUCAGUGAUUAGGGUGCACCCACCCACCAGUGUCACACUCCUGACUUCUUAAGGACACCUAGCCCCUGGGACUGCCAGUUGUUUUCUGCCAUUCAGUUUGAUUCACAGUCUUGACCCAUGAAUGAAUAUUUCCUGUAUCUGAUGGCUGAAAGUAAAUCUAUGCAGUGUCCCUAUAGCCAUCAGAUUAUGUAACCUGCACUGGCAUUGCUGUUAUUUGCAAUGGGGAAAAGCAUGAAGUAGAACACUGCUGUGAGUCCCAUUACUUCCACUCUGCAAACAUCUGAGGGACAAGCAUCUGGCACAUUGUGAUGCCAGGGGGAUAGUGGUGACUGGGAAGCCUCUCAGCAGGAAUUGGUUGAUAGUGUUCUGAUAGUCCCUGGGUCUGUGAAAGACAUCUGUCACAAGCAUAGAAGUUUAGUGGAGAGGCCUCAGUGCAACUUUCCAGGAAGUAAUUCUGUUGACAUGGCCUUCCAAACCAUAUGGAUGCUGAGCUCACCCUUGACUAGGGAGGUUUGAAGCCUGUGACAUUCUUAAUUUGUUGGAUGAUGAGACACAGAGGUGUGUCACUUCCUCCCAGCCUGGGGGAUGCCCAAGGCUCAUCUGCUUUAUAGCAGAGAAUGGUUUUAGACUUUCUUUUUCUUUAGGUUGGGUUACUCGAGUUCGAGGAUUCCCUUCCUAGUGUCUCAGACACAGCAUUGGCCUAGGUGGAGAAAGUCUUUUGUGUCUUUCUAUGCCAGGGUUUUACAAUCCAGUUAGAUGUAUGAUGUCUGGAAAGAACUUGCAGGCUAGGUGUGGCUGCAAAACAUUAAAGAGUAAAACUUAAUGGCAGCAUUGAUCCCUGUGCAGGUAUCUAUUGCCCACAUGCUACCUUGUGUGGGUGUGCUUCCUAGUUGUCAGAUCCCCGCUACCUGACUACUGAUGCACACUUACUCUUAUGUAAAGCAUUGUAUGAGCUUAUUUCUGCUGUAGUUGCGGGUGGUCAUUCUCUUCCACGUGGGCUUCCCUUAAGAGUCUGAGGACUACAGUUCAGUGUCUCCGAGAUGUGCAAGAACAAUUAUUUCUCUCCACUUACAGCUCCCUUUCAAAUUACCUGUUUUUUUUUGAGAGCCCUCCAGUCUUAUGUGGCCAUCUGGCCCCUAUAUAGUCCCCCCCCCCCAGAAGCACCGGAACAGUUGUCAAGGGCAGAAGGCUGAAGAGCCCUUGACCAUUUUACCCUCUGUGCCAGUCAUACCAUUAUUGCAAAUUGGAUUUGCCAAAAUUCAGCAUUUGUGAUCCCUACGAAUGGCCAGCUUCCCUAAGUGAGAGCUGAUGGUAGAAGUAGUGGAGUGUCUAUAUUUCAGCUUUCACAGUCUGUUACUAAUGUAGUCUGCUGUAAUUUUGAUUGUGCCUGUACAGUGGCCAUGGACACAGGCUCAUGUGUCUGCCUGCACAGGAUGGUGUGGCCAGGAGCGGCCUUAGGUCAACUGGUGCCCUAGGCAUAAGGGCUCCAUCGCGCCCCCCUCACACCACCUGGUGCCCCCAUCCUGGUCUACCUGCACCAAAUAAAUACUGGAAAAGCGCCCCUGCUAGAGUGGCGCCCUAGGCAGCCACCUAGUUGGCCUAUGCCUAAGGCCGGCUAUGGGUGUGGCUGAGGCGGUCUUCCUUUAACUAAGCACAAAGGAACAACCUUCUGCAAAUACCCAUUUCAUAGCAGAAGUUCUGUUUCUAAUGACUUCUUUAAACAUAAUAGAUGACCUCCUGAAGUGGAAGCCAUCACUAUUGUAGAGGAGCCUUUUGAUUUUGCUGGACCUCAUGUUGUUGUUCUUCAUCUAAGCCUAACCAACCCCAAAAGAAGAGGAAAUCUUUACAGAAUGGAGAAGAUACUGAACAACACAUGCUCUCGCCCCUGCUGUUGCCAGCCAAACCAUUCAAGAUAAUUCUUUUGCUGGGCCACCACAACAGUUCUGACUAUAUAGUCAGAGAGUACCCACUGGGGUACAGUUCUGCGAGUUUACCAUGGCUUGGAGAAUUAUUAACAAGGUUAAUAGUUUUUAGAUGCUGAGCUACAGAAAGGAGCACAGAUUGUACUGCCACCUUAUCCCUGUUUUAGAGGGAAUGGAGAGAUUCCAUCCAAUACAGUACAUCAGCAGCUUUGACCAGCACAUUUGCUGCCUCCACUUCUGCAUGGUGACUCUGCAAGAGGUCAUGCCUAUGUGCUGCUACAGGGUGACUGGGUAAUAUCACUUGACAUGAUGGAUGUCUUUUGGUUCAUCAGUUUUGAAACCCAAACAGAAAAUUCAUUUUGUUCAGGGUAAGCAUCACAUCUGGAAUAGUGUGUUGACAUUUGGGUUUUCUUCAGCACGCUGGGUGUUUGCCAAGGUGUUGACCAUGGUGACCAAAGCCUAGCAGGAGAAGAAUCUCUAUAUGUUCUCCUACCUGGAUAACUACUGGUAGCGACAGCAAAGGACUUCUUGGAAGACUCGCUGAAUUAAGUGCUGCCAUGUUUAUAGCUGUUAGAGGCAAGCAUAAAUUUGAAGAGGUCCUGUCUGACCUCAUUUCAAAUGUUUGCCUUUAUAUAGGUACUGAGCUGGGCAUUGUUCUCUUCUGGUAGUUUCUUUCUGUGAUGAAGAUCUAGGAAGUUAUGACCUUGGAAGCUUGCAUGAACUUGCCACACAGGAUCCAGCUUGGCACCCAGUUGUGGCUUGUUAUUUUGAUGUCCACUGUGAUCUUAAGUUUGACAUUUUCUGCAUCUGAGGAUAUGGGCUUUACAAUGGAUUUUAGUGCAUCAGUGUCAGGAGUUGUGGAGUCACUUGUGGCAGUACCAUGGUGCCAGGCUGUGGAGUAGUGCAAGAUCUCUGCAAAUGUCUGUUGGGCCUCCAGUUUCUGCAGCUGAAUAUGCUGAAGUUCCUCGUGAUGGCUGCUUUGCUAGCAGGGUGGGAAAGGCUGUAGUCCCCUUGGAGAGAAGGUUCCACAGCAACAUGUUGGAACUAAAUUGUCUUAUUUCCUCUCAAAAUAUAGGGGGGUGCAUGACACAGUUUGUUAUUCAAAGUUAGCUUAACAACCAGUCCAUCAUGUGGUAUACAAACAAAGAAGAAGGCAUGGUAUCUUCGUCUCCUGUGCAGAGAAGUGGGGAAAGUCUUGUACCAUGGACAUAUAUAUUGCUUUCAGUAAUCCACAUCUUAGGAAAAGCAAACAUGAUGGUGGACUUUUGACCCAGUCUCCCCUUUCCUUAAGUUAUGGAUUGCCUAGAUUAGGACUUCUAGAAGGGGCCAUGCUAUUUAUCAAUAUGUUUGCCACUUAGGAGAAUGCAAUCCUCCCUCUUAUGAUCAAUGUAGCAAAGGCAGGGAGGAGAUUGCUGUGGGCAUGUUCUCCAUCCCAUGGUAAGGGAGGUACCUGUAUGUGUCCCUCCCCUCCCUAAUCCCACACCCAUUUGCAAAAUUCAUAGAAUAAAGACCACAGCUGUAGUGGUCAUAGAGGGAUGUAGUUUCAAGCUAUCUGGUCUCUUGCUAUACACAGAACUUUCCUAAAAGUAGCAAAGAUGUCCCCCUAGUUAUCCAUUUGACUCCAUGUCAGAGCUUGUUUUUAUGUACCCUGAUUCCACUCAGCCUUUUGGUUAAGUUUUCAAUGUUAAGAAACUUGCUACCAGACGGUCUGCCAAGUGGAAGUAAAUCUGCAUUUGGAUAGGGCAGUACCUAUUUGGUCAGCUUAGAUGUCAUAUUGACAUAUCUUAAGCAGUGGUAUGAAAUGAGUCUUAGUUGUUCCACAGUCAUACGUGUAUCAGCUAUUUUUGUCCUUCAUGAACUUGUAGGAGAGCAGGAUUGUGGCCCAGCAUUACUUAGCAAUGCAGUUCCUUAGAUUGCUCCAUUCUUCCUGCCUCUGAAAAAUCCUUCCUAAUCAUAAGAUUUAAACUUGACAGGAUUGCCUUUUUCUCCACUUAGACUUGCUGGUUUUGUGGCUUUGAAAUCUGUUUCUUGAAAAAGACUUUGUGGUGUCCAUAUAUGAAUCUCAGAGCUGCAGACUGUCAUGUGUCCCAACAUGUCUUUGUUCUGUCUGCUUCUGGGUUAUUUGUAUGCAAAAUAUAAGAGUUAAAAUAGGAAAGUUAGGAUAGUCUGAUUCUCACAGAUAAAUAACUUAGUAAGUAGGUAUGAACCUAUGUAUAUGAAACCUUAUUUGUUUUUUCCCCAAGGCAUGGGUUUUCGUCAAGACUAAUCUGUUUCUUUCCAAGACUUUUUUAGUUGUCCCUGGAACCAGUCCAUUUCUGUCCCGGUUUUCUUUAUUGAAGUGGAAACCAGAGAAGAAGGAUGCCUUCAUAAAAUGGAUGUGGACAGCCAUCUCACAUUAUACCUGAACUAGGUACAUGAGUUGAGAAAGACUGAUCCAUUGUUUGUUCCCUAUGCUCAGUAAGAAAAGGAAUGUUCUUCAUGUUUCACUGUUGCAGUCAUUACAU
This is a messenger RNA of Protopterus annectens (West African lungfish), 7343 nucleotides long. It is a transcript of the gene CCHR1.PART0H21orf91, whose product is annotated as chromosome chr1.part0 C21orf91 homolog. The transcript is spliced from 5 exons. NCBI's taxonomy places the organism in Eukaryota, Metazoa, Chordata, Ceratodontiformes, Protopteridae. The record is from RefSeq and is a predicted model, not a curated record. Bases 176 to 1099 code for a protein of 307 amino acids.